Molecule: messenger RNA, 2452 nt
Organism: Armigeres subalbatus
Lineage: Eukaryota; Metazoa; Arthropoda; Insecta; Diptera; Culicidae
Product: protein I'm not dead yet-like
Exons: 7
Coding region: 165-1961 (598 amino acids)
Biological process (GO): transmembrane transport; citrate transport
Cellular component (GO): membrane
Molecular function (GO): succinate transmembrane transporter activity; citrate transmembrane transporter activity
Source: RefSeq, a predicted model, not a curated record
UGGAAUGUGGGACAAAGGUGGUUUCUGUCAGUAAAUUACCGACAAAAUUGCAAUAGAUAGUUUGAUUACAAGAUAGAUAGAAUGAAAUACUUUAAAUAUCAAGCAUCCAGAAACGAUUAGCUUAUGGUGUGAAUUACUAUUGUAGUCAAUAAGUGAUAAAAAAAAUGUUUGAACGAAGCGUGUUUGACUUGCAAAUGUCGGAAACAACGGUCCCAGAUGACACUCAAUUGGGAUGCUGUAAGCGAGCUCUCCAGUUCGUCAAUGUGUACUGGAGAACGAUAUUCGUGCUGUUGGUUCCAACAGUGGCUUCCAUGUUGUUUCUAGUUGAAUCUUCACCGGCUUUCCGAUGUCUCUAUGUGGUGAUAGUGAUGGGUCUCUUUUGGGUAACGGAAGCCCUGCCGCUACCAAUCACAUCCAUGCUGCCCAUUGUACUAUUUCCGCUGAUGGGAAUUCUCAGUACAGGAGAAACCUGUAAGGUCUACAUGGAGGAGCCGGUGAUGAUGUUCAUCGGAGGAAUCGUUCUUGCACUGGCUAUUGAACAUUGUAAUCUUCAUAAGCGAGUCGCGUUGAAAGUGAUCAGCUUGAUUGGAUGUAGUCAGCGGAAACUGCACUUCGGAUUGAUGAUCGUCGCUAUGUUCUUGUCCAUGUGGAUUUCAAACACCGCUGCGGUUGCCAUGAUGUGCCCAAUUGUUCAAGCUGUACUGCAGGAGUUGGAAUCUCAAGGACUUUGUCAAAUGUACGAAAGUGAUGAGUCCAUCAAAGGUAAAACAUCGGAAAAUAAAGACGAGUAUGUACAAACAAUUUUAAUAUCUUCAAUUUUUAUAAAUCGGACGUUCUUUGACAGACAUAAAAAACCGUCUCAAACUACGAUUUGCUACUUAUUGGGAACAGCGUACGCAUCUAGUAUUGGCGGUUGUGGAACACUCAUUGGAACAGGAACCAAUCUCACCUUCAAAGGUGUCUACGAGAAUCGCUUUCCAGAAGCUAAUGGAAUCAACUUUCCUGAUUUUAUGUUCUUCAGUGUGCCGCUGAUGCUCCUCGAUGUGGUUCUAGUUUGGGCCUUUCUUCAGUGGCACUUCAUGGGAUUGUUUAGUAUUCAUAGUGAGGCUGCCAAACAAUCAGCCAUUGGUCGUGAAGGGGAAGCCGUGGCAAAGCGAGUCAUUGAAACUCGUUACCAAGAAAUGGGACCAAUGAAAUCCGAUGAAAUCAGCGUUGCUUUGUUGUUCAUACUGUCGAUAAUGUUGUUUUUCACUCGAAGCCCCGGAUUUAUCAGUGGUUGGUCGGAUAUUUUUCCUGAUGUGAAAAUUAAGGAUGCCACACCAGCGAUAAUGAUUGUUAUCGUUUUAUUUAUAGUUCCAUCUGAUUGGCGUUGGCUGGCGUAUUUCAAAACAAACUCAGGACCACUGCCCACGGAACCAUCUCCGGCACUCAUCACGUGGAAGUAUGUCAACCAGAAACUGCACUGGGGUCUCAUUUUCCUACUUGGAGGUGGUUUUGCACUAGCCGAGGCAGGUCAGGUUACCGGAAUGUCGGCACUGCUAGGAGAAUCGCUGUCUGGAUUACAAAGCCUCCCACCGUUAGCAACAUUAUUCGUUGUGUGCCUCGUGACUACAAUGAUUACUGAAUUCACCUCCAACGUUGCCGUUAGUAAUAUUAUACUACCGGUAUUGGCAGAAAUGGCCAUCGUAAUCAAAAUUCAUCCUCUGUAUCUGAUGCUUCCGGCGACGAUGUGUUGCAGUUACGCGUUCCACAUGCCCGUAGGAACACCAGGAAAUGCUAUUGUAGCCGGAGCAGGACACAUUCGCAUCAAGGAUAUGGCACUGGCUGGGAUUGGGCCAGCUUUGAUCACUUUGCUAGUGAUGUGGGUUGGACUUCCCACAUGGGGUGUCGUUGUGUAUCCUGAGAUCAAUACGUUCCCGGAUUGGGCAAUACAUGAGAUGGCAAAUGUGUCACUUCAUUGAAAUAUGUUAUCUUUAGUUAAGCAACUUCACUUGUGUUUAUAUCCAUGUGAUUUUUUUCGUAGAUAAUUUUCUUCAGUAUUAUAGAUGUAAUAUAAUGUAUAUACAUAUAUGUAAGGGAAGAGGUUCCGAUAUGGGCAUCGUUUUUUUUAUCAAAGGUAAUGCAGAUCCAUAUGCCGAACACUCAUUGCAUGGUAAUUUAUCUGAAAUAUUUCGUUAUCAUUGCAUAAAUGAACGAAUUUUCUCGACAGUCGUACCGACCAAGGAAAUUAUAAUUAUCCAAUAAUUGGAUGACGUUGAAAUUUACAUUUUAGUGUUUUUAAGGUGGUAUUCGAAACUUGAAAACCAUUCAGAUUUAAAGAAAAGGAGUAAUUUAACUAUUUCAAUAGCAAUGAGGCACUAGAAACCUUGAUCAAUCCACCUAGCAGUAAUUAUGCCUUUCUCAUACAUUAGGAAUAUAAUGAAACAUAUCACAUAGGAGAGGUCAAAGGUAG